Messenger RNA from Letharia lupina, 540 nucleotides. RefSeq lists its product as uncharacterized. Bases 1 to 540 code for a protein of 179 amino acids. The record is from RefSeq and is a predicted model, not a curated record. The transcript has 2 exons. NCBI's taxonomy places the organism in Eukaryota, Fungi, Ascomycota, Lecanoromycetes, Lecanorales, Parmeliaceae.
AUGCCUCAUCCUACCCCACUCGCCUCGCUUCAGGAACAAAUGACACAAAUGAUGGAAAUGAUGAGAGUCAUGAGUACAAGACUGGAAGCAUUGGAAGCUCGAUCUAGGCCUACUCAGCCAGCCACUCAGCCAACCACUCACUCAGUCGCUCAGUCUGGUAUUUCACAAGAGGAGGAUAUUGCGGAGAAAAGUGCGGAGACACCAGUGCAAGAGAAGUCACUACAGCAAGCAAAUGCGGAGAACACUGCGGAGAACACUGCGGAGAAACCAAGCGACAGCAAGGCCCCCAGCACCAAGAACACGGCUCAGCUCUCCAAGAUCCCACGUCACCUCUCCACAAUCCCCCGUCAAAUCGCCACUCAGCAAGCGGAGGACGACACUACAAUUUGGCCUGCUAUCUCCGCGUGCCUAGGCAAUAUCACAUUGUGGUACAUCACUGCAAUGAGCACACAAGAGAAGGAUCUACUGCGUCGAUCACAGCCAAUUGGACCUCUGCAGGCAAGGGUCACCUAUCGGACGAUGCAUAUUUGGACGAAUUGA